Chenopodium quinoa (quinoa) is the source of this 1789-nucleotide messenger RNA. RefSeq names its product 2-(3-amino-3-carboxypropyl)histidine synthase subunit 2-like. Bases 83 to 1609 code for a protein of 508 amino acids. The record is from RefSeq and is a predicted model, not a curated record. Gene Ontology annotation, molecular function: 2-(3-amino-3-carboxypropyl)histidine synthase activity. Gene Ontology annotation, biological process: protein histidyl modification to diphthamide. The transcript is spliced from 10 exons. Lineage: Eukaryota; Viridiplantae; Streptophyta; Magnoliopsida; Caryophyllales; Amaranthaceae.
CUUUCAUGAAAGCCGCCAUUUUCAGAGAAAGAACAGAGGAAAUACGUCUUCCCUAUUUUCUCUCUCCUCAUUUCUCCCUGAAAUGGAUUUCGAAGCAAAUUUUGAAAUUGAUCGAACUGCAGAUUAUAUCCACUCUCAUAAUUUCACUAGAGUUGCACUUCAGUUUCCUGAUGAAUUGUUGAAAGAUUCGAUCAGAGUUGUAAAAGAACUUCGAGAAAAGCUUCGAGCACUUCGAAAAUGUGAUGAUGAUGACAGAGGUGGAACCCUUGUGGAGGGAAAGAGGGAUGUGGGUUUGUAUGUUAUGGCUGAUACAGCUUAUGGUAGCUGUUGUGUUGAUGAGGUUGGGGCGGCACACAUCAAUGCCGAAUGCGUUGUACAUUAUGGACAUACUUGUUUGAGCCCGACAUCAACUCUUCCAGCAUUUUUUGUAUUUGGAAAGGCGUGUAUAAAUGUUUCUGACUGUGCACAGAAGAUCUGCACUUUUGCUUCAAGUUGCAACAAGCCUAUUCUGGUUCUCUUAGGACUGGAAUAUACAUAUGCAAUACAUGAUCUGAAGGGAACAUUAGAAGAUGAAGCAUUAAAAUUGUCAACGUCUUCAUCCAAGUUAGAUAUUAAUUGUGCUAGUGUUCUGUCUUCGACUGUUGCUCCACCCACAGGGCAGAUGACAUCCAAUGGACAAGCUGAAGUUGUUAAUAACCUUUCUAGUUUCCCUGAAGCUGGUGAUGCUGAAGUUCAUACAUCUUACAGCAUCAGUGGUCUCACUUGGAAUAUACCACAUGGUCAACGAAUUGAGGAUUACUUGGUUUUUUGGAUUGGACUAGAUAAUUCAGCAUUUGCAAAUGUAGUGCUGACUCUUAAUGCAUGUGAAAUUGUGAGAUAUGUUCCUGCAGAGAAGUCCCUAAUAACAGAUGUAUCCCAAAUAACUAGGAUUCUACAACGUAGAUACUACUUGGUGGAGAAGGCAAAGGAUGCUGGUAUUGUUGGAAUUUUGGUUGGAACCCUUGGUGUAGCCGGUUAUCUUCACAUGAUUCAUCAAAUGAAAGAUUUGGUCACAAAAGCAGGGAAGAAGGCCUAUACGAUUGUUGUAGGGAGGCCAAACCCAGCAAAGCUUGCCAACUUCCCCGAGUGCGAUGUUUUUGUUUAUGUUUCUUGCGCACAAACUGCACUUUUGGAUAGCAAAGAGUUCCUAGCUCCAAUCAUCACUCCGUUUGAGGCGAUGCUUGCUUUUAAAAGAGGUAGCCAGUGGACUGGGGCAUACACAAUGGAGUUCAGGGAUUUGAUGAAUAUGCCAUCAUGCGGAGUUGAAGUAGGCACGGAUGAACCGCGGUUUUCUUUCAUCCUAGGUAGAUAUGUUGAGGAUCUUGAUCAUGAAGAGAUUGCUGAUGACAGUGAAGGCCUUGCCUUGGCGAUAUCAACAGAAAAGGCCCUCCGGCUUCGGGACAAAGAUGUCAAUACCCUUGCCAACAUUGAUCCAAAAUCUGGGGCGGAAUUUUUGGCCAUGCGAUCAUACCAAGGCCUGGAUAUACACCAUGAUGGCUCAAUGCCGAAGCCUAUUGUGAUUGGUAGAACAGGGAGAGCAGCAGGUUACGAAAAUGAGAAGAGCCAGUGAACAAAUCACUUAAGGAUGUAUAAGUAGGCUUGAUUUUUGAUAUUCUGACUGGAAUUAAUGUUCACUUUUGAUUUUACAUUGAGUAACCCAGUGAUUUUGUAGCCAUUAUACCGAGUAAAGUAUAAAACAAGUCCCUAAUUUCAGAAGUGGCAAAGAAGCCCCUCUGCUGGCUCGAUUUCA